Molecule: messenger RNA, 477 nt
Organism: Funneliformis caledonium
Lineage: Eukaryota; Fungi; Glomeromycota; Glomeromycetes; Glomerales; Glomeraceae
Source: the annotation of a GenBank genome assembly
AUGACAUCUGAAAUAAAAGAAAAUGAGAUUAAUACUAGCAAUGAAGAAGUUACACACCUUGAGUUUGUAGGAGAUAAGGCAUCAGAUUACGAUCACGAACUAUUCAUCUCCAGUGAGAAUAUUAUCCUUUUGGAAAAUUUUUUAGAGUCAGCAUUCAAUUUAGUACAGUAUUUAUGGUUAACUUAUGCGAAUCUCAAAGAUAUUGUACAAUACUGUGAAGACAAGAUUAAAGAUGAACAUUAUCAAAAGUCAAUUGUGAAAUUAGAACGGGAUAUGAGAAGUAUGGCUGAAAGAUUCAGUUUGAUGGUAAGAAUGUAUAGGCUUAAAAAGAAAAUUAAUUAUCAACCGACAAACCCAGAAUUAGAUACUAAUUAUACCAUUACCGAGUUUGUUCCACGCGAUAUAAAAUAUAGAGGUAAAGAAUUAUCUUCACACAUGAAAUUUCAAACCUCUGAAGUGAAUUCCACCAAAGAUUGC